Parnassius mnemosyne (clouded apollo) is the source of this 5748-nucleotide messenger RNA. NCBI's taxonomy places the organism in Eukaryota, Metazoa, Arthropoda, Insecta, Lepidoptera, Papilionidae. The record is from the annotation of a GenBank genome assembly.
AUAGUGUCACUGUGUGACACUAUGAUUUACUGAUAAAAAAAAUCCAUUUGGUUGCGUUAAUUUAUUUCCGCCCUUAGUUGGCAUUUUUCUUUGCAUUUACUUGUAUUUUAUAUCUCUCGAUAUGUAUUAUAAGUGUUGUGUACCAGGUUGUACAAGUUCGCGACAGGACGCUAUUUUACACAAAUUUCCCCCCAAUGAGAAAAUGCUCAAGAAGUGGCUUGAAUUGAUUCCUUGUGAUUUGUUACAGAAGAAAAGUGUAGUGAUCUUGUCCACCUGCAAGUAUGUCACUUACAUUUUGAAUCUCGUUUUGUUACGGGAAAAAUCACAUAUUUUAAAGAUAGGUUAUACAACGCUGUUCCUGGAAUCUGAGAUUAGCACUGGCAUUCCACUAAACCGUUCGGAGGGCAUUCAAAAUGUGAAUGCUCUUGAUGACCAUCAGCAUGUGAUGAAAAGGCAUUAUGACCACACCUAUUUUAAAACAGAAGUGUUAGAAUCAUACCCACACAUGAUGCCAAUAAACACAGGUAAUUUGCUUAAAAAACCAUUAAUUUUUUAGUUGUUACUUUGCAACCAAUAACCAUUAGAAAGUAUUUUUAUUUUCUAUAAAUGACGGAUAUAAUGAACAUAAUAUAUUCUCGUCUAUACUUAAUUCUAUGAUUACAUCCAAAGUAAGGAUCCACUCCACGGACCUUCAAGCUGAAGGAAGUUUCCAAGAAAAAUGUUAGCAAUUAUUGUUAAAAUUAAAAUUACCUAUCUUUUAAUAAUAAUAAUAAUUAAUUAUUUUUAAAAAGGUGGGUAGGUUUUUGCAUUUAUGUAAUAUUGACACGUUAAGUGAAAAGUGGCAAGCAGCAUCUUCCUGGUAACGGCAAAAAUACAAUAAAAAACUGCGGUUGCCAACCCGCUCGCCAAGCGUGGCAACUAUGGCAAUAUACCCCCCAUGAUGAAAGUUACGAAGAGACGGCCCCCAGUCCCCGGCGGCCCCACUAUUCCUGGCUACGGUGGCGACCAUGGUAACGGCGGGGCAGGGGGUGCUAAGAAUCUCCGGUGGAGGUUCGGUUGCCACCUACGACGACUCGACCUGGCAACGUACAACGCACGCACUCUGAGGACUGACGAGAAGAUUGUGGAGCUGGAAGAAGAGAUAGACAAGUUACGCUGGCAUAUUAUAGGAUUAUCUGAAGUCCGAAGAGAGGGGGAGGACACGGUAAUCCUCGAAUCCGGCAACUUGCUCUAUUACCGGGAGGGCGACCAUCUGUUCCAAGGAGAUGUCGGAUUUAUCGUCCACAAGUCUCUCGUUAACAACGUUGUAAAGAUUGAGUGUGUCGACGAGGGUUGCGUACCUUAUACUCAGAAUCACCAAUCGGUAUUCGCUGAAGGUCAUACAGGUUUACACACCAACCUCGGCACACCCCGAUCAGGAGGUGGAGGAAAUGUAUGGGAAUAUCUCUAGAACCAUGCAUUCCUCCAAAACCCAAUAUACGGUGUUAAUGGGAGACUUCAAUGCAAAACUAGACACAAGAGAGAACGGUGAACUGAAAGUGGGGAAUUUGGAAUAGGGCAACGAAACCCAAGGGGCCAGCAGCUGACCGACUUCAUGGAGAAAGAGGGACUCUUUAUGAUGAACUCUUUCUUCCAGAAGCGGCCCCACAGGAAGUGGACCUGGUCGAGCCCCGACGGUUCCACAACAAAUGAGAUUGACUUCAUUAUGACGACCAGACGACAACUGUUCAGUGAUGUCUCAGUGAUCGCGAGGGUGAAAACCGGCAGCGAUCACCGAAUGGUUAGAGGCAUACUGAACCUAAACGUUAAGUUGGAGAGGUCUCGUCUAAUGAAGUCAACGCUCCGUCCCCCUCGUGCUCUAAUCCAAGGUCCCGAAACCUUUCAGCUCGAGUUACAAAACCGUUUUCAGUGCCUAGAAGACUGCAAUGAAGUGGACGAUUUGAAUGACAAGCUCGUGGAAACUGUCCAUGCGGUCGGAGCUAAGUUCUGCAAUACCCGCCGCAGAAUAACACAAAAACUCUCCCAUCACACUCUUAAUCUCAUGGCUGUUAGACGGGAGAUGAAGCUACAUUCUUCAACAGAUUUGACAGCAUACAGGCAACUGAACAGACAGAUCUCCAAAUGCAUGCGGCGGGACUUGCGCAACUUCAAUACAGCUCGUAUUGAAGAAGCGAUCGAGCGGAACCAAGGCUCCAAAGUCUUUGCCAGAGAUCUGUCUGCCAGAAAGAGCCAACUGUCAAAGCUGAAGACCGAAUGUGGCAACAUCGUUUCCGGAACACCUGAGAUUUUGAGUGAGAUUGAGAGGUUCUAUGGGCAGCUGUACACGUCAUCGUUGGAGCCGCACGCAAGUGUGAGUAACGAUCCAAGAGCGAGUCUUAUCCGACAUUAUUCCGAUAAUAUCCUGGACGUCAGUCUGAGCGAGAUUAGAAUGGCUCUCCAGCACCUUAAAAACGGCAAGUCCCCAGGCGAGGAUGGAAUUACAGUGGAGCUUUUGAAAGCGGGUGGAAAACCGGUACUUGAAGUCCUUCAGAAGCUCUUUAAUUCCGUCCUGCAUGGUGGCGUUACACCGGAGGCGUGGAGCAGGAGUUCAGUGGUCGUGCUCUUCAAGAAAGGCGACAACGCUCUCUUGAAGAACUACAGACCGAUUUCCCUUCUGAGCCGCAUCUACGUGCUGUUUUCGAGAGUUAUUACGAAUCGUCUCGCGUGCAGACUUGACGAUUUCCAGCCUCCCGAACAAGCCGGUUUCCGAAAAGGCUUUAGCACCAUAGACCACAUACAUACCCUUCGGCAAAUUGUACAGAAGGCCGAGGAGUACAAUUUGCCACUAUGUCUGGCGUAUGUGGACUAUGAGAAAGCCUUUGAUUCCGUCGAAAUUUGGGCGGUGUUGCAGUCACUUCAGCAAUGCCAAGUUGACUGUCGGUAUAUCGAAGUGUUGAAGUGCUUGUACAGUAGGGCUACGAUGGCUAUCCGAGUAUAGAACCAGAGUACGAAACCUAUCCAAUUGCAGAGAGAGGUGUAAGCCAGGGUGACGUCAUAUCCCCGAAACUCUUUACCGCUGCAUUGGAAGAUGUUUUCAAGCUUCUGGACUGGAAAGGAUACGGUAUCAACAUCAAUGGCGAGUACAUCACUCACCUUCGAUUUGCCGACGAUAUAGUCCUUAUGGCAGAAUCGCUGGAGGACCUAAGCACUAUGCUCAAUGACCUCAAUAGUGUUUCCCAACGGAUAGGUCUUAAGAUGAACAUGGACAUGUCCAUGUCACACCUAUGCCGGUAGUUGUUGGGAACACUAAGCUCGAAGUUGUUGACGAGUACGUUUACCUGGGACAAAUAGUCCGACUAGGUAAGUCCAACUUCGACCGAGAGGUCAAUCGACGGAUUCAACUCGGUUGGGCAGCGUUCGGGAAAUUACGGCACAUCUUCUCGUCAGGUAUACCUCAAAACUUGAAAACGAGACUGUACGCCCAGUGUGUGUUGCCAGUGAUGACAUACGGAACUGAGACGUGGUCCUUCACUGCUGGCCGGAUGAGGAAGCUCAAGUUCGCUCAGCGAGCUAUGGAGAGGGUUAUGCUCGGAGUUUCUCUGCGUGAUAAACUCAGAAAUGAGGAUAUCCGCAGUAGAACCAAACUGACCGACAUAGCCCAACGGAUUAGUAAGCUGAAGUGGCAAUGGGCCGGCCAUUUAGCUCGAAGAACCGACAACCGAUGGGGAAGAAAGGUUCUCGAGUGGCAGCCUCGUACCGGCAGACGAAGUGUAGGGCGUCCCCCCACUAGAUGGAGUGACGACCUGGUAAGAGAUAUGCAGGAAGUCGAUGGAUGCAGGUGGCUCAGGACCGUGCUUUGUGGCAUUCUUUGGGGGAGGCCUAUGUUCAGCAGUGGACUUGUGAAGGGCUGUAAUGAUAAUGAUGAAGUGAAAAGUCAUCAGUGGGUAUACCUAUAGUGCACUAGGUGGCAGUUGUACACUAUUUUAAACUUAUAGUAUUAAAAUUUUCACCACUUUUAUCUUAUUUGGUAGCCUUAGCAAAUGUAUUAUAAUUAAUAUUAAGUAGGUAGGAUGUCAUAUACAUCGGUUCAUAAUGACUUAUUUCAAAUCAACAUAUUUUUUAUAAAAUUUAAGUAAUCAAUGAGCUUACAGUUCACAUGGUGGUAAGUGGCUAAUGCAAUUUAUGAUCCAUUGCGUCGACCAUCAAAUAAAGUAGGCUACAGAUGUGUUGCAUUGAUCACUGGGGAGUCCUCCAUUUCAUCUUAGUCCCCAGUGGGGACUAAGAUGAAAUGGCCCUUCAAUACAGCAUGUAUUGCUAUUUGGCAGCAGAAAUAGGUUAGAGCAGUCUUAGACAGCAAAAGAAGUCCUACCACUUAGAUUUAAUAAACAUGAGUAUGAUAAUGACUUUUCUAAAUCUGUUUAGAAUGUUUAUAUAAUAAUAAAUAAAUUGGUCUUGUUUUUAUAAAAAAAGUUAAUAUAUAGUUAUUUUGGUUACUUCAUAAAACCCUCUUACUUCUAUUAAAUAUUGUAUUUUAUUGUUUAUAUUAAUAAUAAAUGUUAUUAAAUUAUGUAAAUAAAAAUAUAAUAGUUACCAUAAAAAGAUCAAUAAAUAUAUAAGACAGUUAUAGUAGUAAUCUGGGGGCAUGGCAGUGCCUCCGCCAAGUCGAGCAAAAAAGCGGCACGGCCGUACCAUUCUUUCCUCGAAGCAGUUCAGGCCAUUUUCGGAACCCUAUAACUUCGUUGUGAAUAUAACUAGAAACCUGAAUUUUAAGUAACCAAUUAGGAUUGUAUAAGCUCAGUAUAUUUCAAAUUUCAUUAAAUUUGAACCAGUAGUUUAAGAAUUGUCAAAGUUUCUUAAUUUUGUCACUCACUGACUGACGGAUCAUCAAAACUCUAAGGCACUUCUACGAGUAGCAGACGUAGAAGCUUCAAAUUUGGAAUACAAUUAUUGUGUAGUAUAUAAAUCAAGAAUAAAUUAAAAUAUUUUUCAAUUACAGUCCAGUUUUCGAGAUACAUUAACUGCAUAAAUAACUUGUAAUCCCAUAUAAAUAUAUAGGAUUACAAAGUUACAUUUGCAGUGAAUGAAUCAGUGUACCUAUAUAUGUAUAAUAUAAUGGAAUAAUAGGUGUAGAUAGAUUUUAUAUAUAUAUAUACAUAAUUAAUAUUGAUAUGGUCACUAUAAGAUGUUGUUAGGUUAGCUAACUACGUAAUAACUCAAGACAGAAGGACCCUUAAGUAGGGCCUGAAUAAAUUAACCGACUUCGUAUUACAUGGAUCUCUCAACUUUUUACGGUAGAACUGAAUUGCGAGACUUGGUUUUUUUUACAAGUUAUGUUUUUGAUCGUAUAUUUUUUUGAUUUCAGACAAUACAUACUCAUUUCUACAGGAAAAUAGUUUUGAUCAGCCGUUGUCAGCUGCCAAAGCUUAAUAACUACAUACAAUUUUUAAUUUUUAUGUAGUUACAUACUAUUUUUACCAAUAUGGAACAAAUCUUGAUUAUCAACAAAUGGAGCAAAAUGCUUUUAUUAAGGCUGUAAACGAUUGUGUUUCAGGUAAGGAUGCGGGGCACAGUACAUUCCAAGUCAAUAUGAAGCUAUGUAAUAUAAAAACUUAGGUGCUGUAGAGAUCUGUUUAGAUUAUAAUUUUUUAAUAUUGUAUAUGAUAAUUAAGUAAUUAAUUUGUUUUGUUUUUAUAUUGUAUAUAUUAAUAAAUUUGUAAACAAAAUUAUUGUAAAGUAAAAAUUAAUAACUAAUAAAAAAUAUUAAAUUUC